GUUAUUUUAUAUUCUUCAGUCAAUAUGGAACAUCGUCAUAGAGCUGGUAAUUCCCAUCAGUCUAACAAGCCCUUCAAAAGUCGUCAUGCUUCCAAAGGUGCUUUGAGAGAAGUUUCCAAAGGUAAAAUCAACCGUACUUCUGUCAAACAGGCCAACGCUCUCAAGCCUGUGUCCAAGACCGAUCGUCGUCAUGCCGCCAAGAUUUUACAACAAAAGAAGCGUGAAGACAUCACUCGUAUCAGUAGAUUAUUUGAAGGACGUCAAGGUGCACCCAAGAUCGUGCCUGUUUUACCUUUAUGUCCUGACAGCCAAGUGGGUGCUGCCAUCGAAGCUCUUUAUGCUUCUUUGAGUGAAGCCAUGCCUCCUCAUGCUACAGAAGAAUCAACUAUUUUAAACGUAGAACGCUUCAAGCAAAAGGUUCAAUUGGUUCCUCUCAAGCGUAACUUCAUUGACUGUCUCGAUGCCUUUAAGGUUGCCGAUUUUGGUAUUUUAUUGAUGUCUGCCGAUGUCGAAGUCGAUCAAUUUGGCAUCAACUGUCUCUUGGGUGUCUUAAACCAAGGUCUUGUCAAUGUCGUACCUGUCAUUCAAAACAUCGAAAACACACCUGUCAAACUUCGCACCAGUUUGAGAAAAUCUCUAUUGUCUUUUGUCCAACAAUUCGUGCCUGAACAGGAGCACUUGUUUACUUUAGAUAAUGAUAAUGACUGUAUCAGUGUCUUGCGUUAUAUUACCUCUCAACGUCCUAAGCCUAUGUCUUGGAGAGAUAAUCAUCCUUAUAUGCUUGCUGAAAAUGUUGAAUUUGAUGCUACUUCUGCCGAACUUGGAACACUCAAAGUCACCGGGUUUGCUCGUGGUAACCCUUUCAACGCUAACCGUCUUGUACAUCUCCAAAACUUUGGUGAUUUCCAAGUCGAGAAGAUCACCAGCGCUGAUAUAUCUCAUGGUGAUAUGGACGAGGAUGCCAAUGUCAUUGAUACCCCCAAGCCUGAAGAACAGGAUGAUUUAAUCUCUGAAAAUGUACCUGAUUUGAUGGAAAAUGAGCAAACCUGGCCCACUGAGGAAGAAUUAGCUCAAGCCGAUGCUCGUGUGCGUCGUAUGCGUAACUUGGAUGGUGAUGAUCAAAUUAAGAAACGUGUCCCCAAGGGUACCUCAUCUUAUCAAGCUGCUUGGAUUGUCGAUGAAGAAGAUGCUGAUUAUAGUGAAGAAGAAGAAGAGGAGGAGGAUAAGAUGAUGGACGAUGAGGAUGAUGAUGAUGUCGUCAAGCCUGCUUAUCCUGAAGAAGAUGAGGAUGAUUAUGAGGAAAUUGAGAUGGAGGGUAAAGAUGGCUACAAGGAUGAAUUCGAUGCCGAGGAAGAAGCUAGACAGUAUGAAGAAUACCUCAAAAACCGACAGAGCGAAUUCGAAAACCAUAACGAUUUCCCCGACGAGAUUGAUACACCUAUGCAUAUUACCGCAAGAGAACGUUUUGCUCGCUAUCGUGGUCUUCAAUCCUUCAGAACUUCUCCUUGGGAUCCUUAUGAGAACCUUCCUAUCGAUUACGGAAGAAUCUUCCGUUUCGAGAACUUUGGUCGUACCAAGAUGCGUGUUAUCAACCAAGCUAUUGUAGGUGCCGUGAAACCCGGUAGAAGAAUCACUAUUCACAUUAGCAAUGUUCCUAUCCAAGCUUUCCAGGCUUACGAUAAAACUAGACCUUUCAUUGUUUUUGGUCUCUUGCAAUAUGAACACAAGAUGUCCCUCAUCAACUUGCAAGUGCAACGUGAUAACGCAUAUGAAGGAACUGUCCGAUCAAAGGAUCCUUUGGUUAUGCAUAUGGGUUUCAGAAGAUAUAACGUUCGUCCCAUUUAUUCUCAAAACACAAAUAAGGGUACCAACCAUGUUCACAAAUUCGAACGUUUCCAAAAGUUGGGUCGCUCCUAUGUUGCAACAGUUUAUGGUCCUGUUGUCUUUGGAAAAAUGCCCGUUAUGUUCUAUAAAGAAACUGACAAUGUGAAUGAACCUAUUUUGGUAUCUUCAGGUACAUUCAUGGAUGUCGAUGUUAAGCGUAUUAUCGCUAAGCGUAUUAUUUUGAGUGGUCAUCCCUUCAAAUGUCAUAAGAGAUCAGCUGUUAUCCGAUUCAUGUUCUUCAACGUUGAAGAUAUUUACUGGUUUAAACCCGUUCAACUUACAUCAAAAUAUGGUCGUGUCGGUCAUAUUAGUGAAUCGCUGGGUACUCAUGGUUACAUGAAAUGUAUAUUCGAUGGAACAUUAACACAACAAGACACAAUCACCAUGUGUCUUUACAAGCGUAUUUUCCCCAAGUGGAAUACAGAAUUAUAUAGAGGUGGUUUAGACAAGUCCGUUGAAGAAUCUACAGUUGUUAAGAGCAUGGAUAUGGAUAUGGAAUAAAAAAACAAAAAUAUAGUAAUAUAAAAAUAUGUAUAAAUCAAUAAAAAACAAUUGUAUAAGAGAUAUUUGUAAUAUAAAUCAAAGCGCUUAUACUUAAAUGGAACGGG
Molecule: messenger RNA, 2492 nt
Organism: Mucor mucedo
Lineage: Eukaryota; Fungi; Mucoromycota; Mucoromycetes; Mucorales; Mucoraceae
Exons: 4
Coding region: 25-2385 (786 amino acids)
Biological process (GO): endonucleolytic cleavage of tricistronic rRNA transcript (SSU-rRNA, 5.8S rRNA, LSU-rRNA); ribosome biogenesis; maturation of SSU-rRNA from tricistronic rRNA transcript (SSU-rRNA, 5.8S rRNA, LSU-rRNA)
Cellular component (GO): nucleus; preribosome, small subunit precursor
Molecular function (GO): GTPase activity; GTP binding; U3 snoRNA binding
Source: RefSeq, a predicted model, not a curated record